This is a messenger RNA of Ziziphus jujuba (common jujube), 3866 nucleotides long. RefSeq names its product disease resistance protein RPV1. NCBI's taxonomy places the organism in Eukaryota, Viridiplantae, Streptophyta, Magnoliopsida, Rosales, Rhamnaceae. The transcript has 5 exons. Gene Ontology annotation, molecular function: protein binding; ADP binding. Bases 368 to 3667 code for a protein of 1099 amino acids. Gene Ontology annotation, biological process: defense response; signal transduction. The record is from RefSeq and is a predicted model, not a curated record.
UAUACUUAUGAAUAACAGGACAAUUUUCUCCAUUGUUUUGUGUGUUGUGGUUUUUUGACUUUUUUUGAAGGCCGACAUCAGGAAAUGUUCUUGCUAAUUGGGACUAUAAAGAUGAAUAAAAUAAGGCCAUUCAGUUUCGACGAAAGACUAAUUAGAUUAUUUACGUGAAUUGCGGUGAACCUGCCUACGCGUACCAUUUUCAAAAGUCGGUCCUCUGGAGAAGAUUAAAUCUAAUUCGUUGGUUGAUUCUUUUCAAGGUAAUAUAAAAAUACUCUAUAUGAGUUACCAUCCUCUCAUUGUCCCUGUGAUUAAAAAGCUGCAGGGGCAGUGAGCAGUACCCCUGAAAGCCAAUUGCAACACAUUUUCUAUGGCCCAAACGACAUUGACCUCCUAUCCUUCUUCUUCUCCUUCUUCCACCCCUCGACGCCUGAAAUAUGAUGUUUUCUUGAGUUUUAGAGGUGAGGAUACUCGCAACAAUUUCACUUCCCAUCUUAAUUACGCUUUAAGUCAGAGAGGAAUCCAAACUUUCAAAGACAACCAGCUUAUAAGGGGAGAAGAAAUAUCACCCUCACUCAUCACAGCUAUUCGAGAAUCCAAAAUAUCCAUUGUUAUCUUCUCCAAAAACUAUGCAUCCUCUGCAUGGUGUUUGGAUGAGCUUGUCAUGAUCUUGGAUUGUCGAGAAUCACUUGGACAGUUGGUUUGGCCAGUCUUUCUCAAUGUAGAGCCUUCCCAUGUAAGAAAUCAGACAGGUCCUUUCGGAGAUGCUUUACUUUUAUAUGAAGCUCUUCAUGAUUCCAAUACUAGUAGUAAGUAUAAGGAAAGGCUGCCCAAAUGGAAGAUAGCUUUGAGGAAAGCCGGAAAUCUAUCCGGAUGGCAUUUAAACGAAGGAGAUGAAUCUGAGUUAAUCCAGAGAAUUGUGGAAGCAACAUCGAGCAAACUGAAUCGCACACCUCUAUAUGUUGCCAAAUAUCCAGUUGGAAUAGAUGCCCGUGUACAGUAUUUGGGUUCAUUAGCAAAUGUAGGAGCAAAUGAUGUUAGGGUGAUAGGGAUUCAUGGAACUGGUGGUAUAGGCAAGACAACUGUUGCUAAAGCUGUUUUCAACAAAUUUGCUGAUGAUUUUGAAGGUUCUAGCUUCCUUGCAAAUGUUAGGGAAACAUCACAGCAAUAUUGUGGUUUGGUUCAGCUACAGGAAACACUUUUGUUUGACAUGUUGGGGGAUCAAAACUUAAAGGUUGGGAAUACACAUAGAGGUAUCAACAUCAUAAGGGAUAGACUUUGUCACAAAAGAGUGCUUCUGGUUCUUGAUGAUGUGGAUCAAUUAGACCAGUUGGAGGCAUUGGCUGGAGAGCAUGCUUGGUUUGGCCCAGGAAGUAGAGUUAUCAUAACAACUAGAAAUAAGCACUUCUUAACCACUUACGGAGUUGAUGCAACAUAUGAGGUUAAGGGACUUAAUUACUAUAAAGCUCUUGAACUUCUUAGCUGGAAUGCUUUUAAAGGGAACAAGCCAGCAAAAGGUUACCAUGAACUCUCACAGCAAGUUAUAAAAUAUGCUAAUGGGAUUCCUUUGGCGCUAGUGGUGUUAGGUUCCUUUCUAUGCAGUAGGAGCAAACAUGCAUGGAUGAGUGCCAUCGAGGAAAUAGAAAGGAAACCCCAUAAGCAGGUUUAUGAAAUACUUAAGAUAAGUUUCGAUGCUUUACAGGAUAAUGUAAAGACUAUCUUUCUUGAUAUUGCAUGUUUCUUUGUUGGUGAGCACAGAGAUUAUGUCAUCAAAGUACUUGAGUGCUUUAAUCUCUGUCCGACCAUCGGAAUUGAAGUUCUUGUUGAUAUGUCUCUCAUUACUAUAGAGGAGGGAAGAGUGAAAAUGCAUAAUUUAAUACAAGAAGUGGGUUGGGAAAUUGUCCGCCAAGAAUCUCCUGAAGUUGGCAAACGCAGUAGAUUAUGGUUAACUGAGGAUGUUUUUCAUGUAUUCUUGGAGAACAUGGGAACGAAUGCAAUUGAAGGCAUUAAGUUGGUCUUGCCUGAACAGAAGACUCUGUACCUGAGUUCCAAAGCAUUCAAGAAAAUGAAAAGGCUACGAUUGCUUAUCUUUCAUAAUGUAAUUCUUUCAACAACCAUUGAAUAUCUUCCUACUGAAUUGAGAUUCAUUGAUUGGCCUAGAUAUCAGUUUCCCACUUUACCUCUCAAUCCCGGUCCCAAACAACUUGUCAUACUUAAUAUGCCCAAUAGUCAUAUUCAACAACUUGGUGAAGGAUUCAAGAAUUUUGAAAACUUGAAAGUUGUGAACUUAAGUUCCUCCAAAUUCUUAACUGAAAUUCCUGACCUUUCAACAGCAACAAAGCUUGAGAGUUUGUCCCUUGGGGAUUGUACUAAUUUAGUUCAGAUUCAUGAUUCGGUUGGAUCUCUGAAUCGGCUGCGUAUAUUGGACCUUCAGUUUUGUGAUAAACUCAGGAUUCUUCCAAGCAGUCUUCACUCUGAGUAUCUAGAAACAUUAAAUCUCACAAGCUGCUUUAGUAUUGAAAGGUUUCCCAAUAUCAACAUAGAAAUGAAGCUUUUAGAUAAACUCUGUUUAUCUGGCACUGCUAUAAUAGAGUUACCUUCCUCAAUUGAUAAACUAGUUAGGCUUAGAUCCUUGAACUUGGCCUGUUGUGGAAAACUUCAGCAUAUUCCAAAUAGCAUUUAUAAUCUGCAUCAACUUGAUUAUUUUGAUCUUCAUGGUUGCUCACAACUCUCUAAGUUUCCGAAGUACAUCUCAUUGUCAAAUAAGAAUGAAAUGUUCCCAAGUUUGGAGUUGCUUCCUGAUAGCAGCAAUUUGAACUUGCCCUUCCAGAAAUUAAAAACCCUUGAUCUUGAAGACUGCAAUCUAUCAGAAGCAGAUUUCCUCAUGCCUUCUAACGGAUUUGACAAUCUUCAAUUUUUGUUUUUAAAUGGCAACAAAAUUGUUAGCCUUCCAUCUCUUAAGCGGUUUUCCAAUAUUAUGUGCAUUUGUUUGAACAACUGUGAAUUCCUUAGGAAAAUUCCAAAGCUUCCGCCAAAAUUGUGGUUUCUUUUUGCAAGUAAUUGCAAAUCCUUGCUCGAGAGUCAUUGUAAUUUCUUGGACAAGAUCUUACGGGAUAAGGUCUCCGAAUUCGAAUUUAUAUGUCCAGGACGUCAUAUUCCACACUGGUUUGCCAAAGCGUGUGAAGGGGAUUCUAUAGGCUUUGAUGUGGAUUCAAUAAAAUUGAAGAAAAUUGCAGGAGUGAUUAUGUGUGCUGUUUUUGAGUUGGACUGCAAAAAUGCUAGACAUUGCGACACGAAUGAUGCUUGUUCAUUCCAGCUACAACUAACAAACUUUGGAACUAGAACAAGCUCUAGUGUAACCCCUUUCAUAUACAACUUUUCAGUAAAGCCUGGCCACAUGUAUCUUCACUAUCUCCCUUUUAGUGAUGUUUAUAUCUCGUUUGCUCCAUUCGAGACAGUUAGUAGCAACUUUGGGGUCUCAUUUUCAAAACGCUUUGUACCCCAGUCCACAAAUAGAGACUUGUUUAUCUCUAGGUGUGGAGUCCACAUUGUAUGGCAUGAAGAUGAGAAAAAACUCCCUUGUCCUCCUCCUCCUUCUCUGUAUCCGGCCAGUCCAUUAGGCAAGAGAGAAAAAGAGCAAGCAAAAUCAGUCAGCUCCAGCAACCUCUGAGACGCUGUGGAAGGACAGAAUAAGGUCCAAGCCAAGAAACUGAGAAAAUAAAGCUGGUCCAGUCUCUUUGGGAAAGAACUUAUGUUAGAUGUUAAACUCAAAAUAUGGAUAGAUCAGUCAAUGUUACUAUCCAUUUGAAAGGCUACUAUCUAUUGCGUCCACCCAUUCCCUCUUUUUUUUUUUUUUUUUUUUUUGGUUA